Molecule: messenger RNA, 1023 nt
Organism: Pristis pectinata (smalltooth sawfish)
Lineage: Eukaryota; Metazoa; Chordata; Chondrichthyes; Rhinopristiformes; Pristidae
Gene: hvcn1
Product: hydrogen voltage-gated channel 1
Exons: 6
Coding region: 167-847 (226 amino acids)
Biological process (GO): proton transmembrane transport
Cellular component (GO): plasma membrane
Molecular function (GO): voltage-gated proton channel activity
Source: RefSeq, a predicted model, not a curated record
GGAAAACCAGCUUCCAGGUUCAGUCGGGAAAAGCGGAAGGAAACGGUUGGAGUCCGGGAAAAGCGUGAGCAGUAUUCGGGUCAAAGUGCAUCUGAAACACCAAGAAAAGCACGGAAUGUACAUUGAAGCCCCUUGAUUGAAGUUAGUGUUAAAAAUCUUUACAUCAAUGGCAAGAUUCUUAAAAUACUUCACUGCUGUGGGUGAUGACUAUCAGAAGUGGCAAGAAGAAAAUGCUUGCGACGAAGAUGCUGAUGAAGAAAAAAAUCUUUCUUCUAAAUUCAGUUCUUUCAGGGAUGCUCUCAAGUGGUUAUUUAAUUCAAACAAGUUCCAGAUUGCCAUUGUGUGUUUAGUCAUUCUGGAUGCUCUGUUCGUGCUUUGUGAAUUGCUAAUGGAUUUAUCCAUCGUUGAGGCAGACGAGGAGAAAAUAGCCCCCCAGGUGUUUCACUAUCUGAGCAUUACCAUUUUGGCUUUUUUUAUUCUGGAGUUAGCUGGUAAAUUAUAUGCCUUCCGCUUAGAAUUUUUCUGGCACAAAUUUGAAGUUCUGGAUGGAGUCAUUGUAGUUGUAUCAUUCAUUCUUGAUAUCGUCUACAUUUCCCGGGAAGAUGCUUUUGACGGUGUGGGCUUGCUCAUACUACUAAGACUGUGGAGAGUGGCAAGAAUAAUAAAUGGAAUCCUUCUGACUAUGAAGGCACGUCAACAGAAGAAGGAAAGUGAAUUGAAACAUGCUAACAGCAAUCUCAGACAAAGAGUGGGUGAGCUCCAGAACGAGUGCACUGAACUGACACAAGAAGUUGAGAGACUUCGUAGAUUGCUUCAGGAGCACAGAAUAAACUACCAGAUCAACUAAGAAAUUUCUUUAAAUGUAUAUUAAAUGAAGACUGAAUUAAGAACAGUAGAUGAAAUAACUUUUGUAACUGUAUCUUGCAGACUAUCAACUGAGACUUUCCAGUUUUCCAAGAAAACAAAAUGACCAAAAAAUGUUAAUUAACCUUGUAUUUCAAAAUAAACCAAAGAUUUAACGAC